This is a messenger RNA of Lucilia sericata (common green bottle fly), 738 nucleotides long. RefSeq names its product collagenase-like. The record is from RefSeq and is a predicted model, not a curated record. Gene Ontology annotation, molecular function: serine-type endopeptidase activity. The coding region runs from base 1 to 738 and encodes 245 amino acids. The transcript has a single exon. Gene Ontology annotation, biological process: proteolysis. NCBI's taxonomy places the organism in Eukaryota, Metazoa, Arthropoda, Insecta, Diptera, Calliphoridae.
AUGCCUCAGAGUGCUGCCAUUAUAUCGGGUACGCAGGCUGCCCUAGGGCAAUUUCCCUGGCAUGUUCUUUUAAAAAUCGACGAAACAGAUGAAGGCACAUAUGAUAUUUGUGGCGGUUCUAUUAUUUCCAAUAAAUGGGUUUUAACAGCUGCUCAUUGUAUCUAUAAUAUUAAAAGUCUUGUUAUGGCAUUUGGAACCAUACAGCUGGACAAUAAUUCCAUAAUUAUGGACUGUCCCAACUACUAUAUACAUCCAUCUUACAAUGAUGAUUACUUCACCGAUGAUAUUGGUCUAAUUGAAUUAAUUACACCCUUGAAUUUUACCCACAACAUACAAGCUAUCGAUUUAGUAGCUUUAUCGGAAAGUACAAAUGAUUUUGUGGGCGCUCAAGGUAUUAUAAGUGGUUUUGGUACGACAAGUGAUAAAAUUUAUAAACCCUCCCAGUGGUUAUUAUGGACCACUGUAGAAAUUGUUAAUAAUAGUAGAUGUGCUAAGGUGCACAAGGUACCAAAUGAUAAUAGAACUAUGUGCGCUAUUGGUUGGAAUGGUACCAAUCAAUCGCCCUGUAUUAGUGACUCCGGUGGGGCUUUAGUUUGGAAGAAUAAAUCUAAUAAGCUGGUACAAAUUGGCGUAAUAAAUUUUGCCGCAAAAAGGUGUUCGAAACAACCAACGGGUUAUGCUAGAUUAACUACUUAUUUGAAGUAUAUUCAAGAUGUUACCGGUUUAAAUUUGGUUUAA